AUGUCCACAGCUUCUCCCAUAAAUCGUGCACGCGUCCUUCACCUUUACCGCUCCUUUCUCAAAGCCGGCGACAAGUUUUCUAACUAUAACUUCCGUGACUAUGUAAAGCGCCGUGCCAGAGAUGCAUUCAAGGAAGCAAAAAACGAGACCGAUCUCACGAGCAUAAAGCGAUUGGUAGAGAAAGCGGAAACCGAGUUGGCGAUCGUUCAAAGACAGAGUCAACUGAGUCAAUUAUAUGGUGCUGAGAAGCUAGUUGUUGAAGAUUGGGAGGGAUCUGGGAAGAAGAGUCGGAUACGAGAACAUGGACCAAAUUGA
Messenger RNA from Paraglomus brasilianum, 315 nucleotides. NCBI's taxonomy places the organism in Eukaryota, Fungi, Glomeromycota, Glomeromycetes, Paraglomerales, Paraglomeraceae. The record is from the annotation of a GenBank genome assembly.